AUGGCACCCAUUGAAGCAUUAUACGGACGACCUUGUAGAUCGCCAAUUUGUUGGACGGAAGUGGGUGACGCAAAUCUGGUGGGACCCAAACUUGUCCUAGAAACUACUGAGAAGGUCAAAUUGAUCCGACAACGGUUGAAGACUGCCCAGGACCGUCAGAAGAAUUAUGCAGACAGGAGGAGGAGACCGUUGAUGUUUGAAGUAGGCAACCACGUGUUCCUAAAGGUGCAACCCAGGCGUGGAGUCGUACGUUUUGGGAGAAAGGGGAAGCUGUCACGUCCUUUCGAGGUAUUGGAAGGAGUGGGCGAAGUAGCAUAUAGACUUGCUCUACCCUCGCAGUUAGCAGGGAUACACAGCGUCUUCCAUGUAUCUAUGCUGAGAAAAUACAUCGCUGACCCGUCACACGUCCUCAAAUGGGAAGAUAUCAGCCUUGACAAGGAUGUUACAUUUAAAGAAGGACCGGUAGCAAUACAGGACAGUCGAGAGAAGAACCUCAGAGGCAAGACGGUUCACUUGGUGAAAGUGCUAUGGCGUCACUGGGGAAUUGAGGAAUCUACUUGGGAGCGCCAGGAUUGGGUGAAGGCAAAUUACCCCGAGCUUUUCGAAGGGUCUCCACAAGAAGACUCUCCUAAGAGGGCUGAAAUUCUGACUACUCUCAAGGACAAACAAAAGCAGAAAAAGAAAAGAAAACUGAUACUCACUCCUGAGGAAUCCGAAUCCCAAAUUGAAGAGGGAGAGAUUGAGAAAGAGCAGGAAGUAUCAUUACAGAGACAAAAGAGGAAACAUAUGACUGUCGCUCCUUCUGAUUCAAUUGAAGAUCCUACUCAUGAGACAACUGCCAGAGUAGUAGAAAAGGCACUUACUUCUGAUUAA
Camellia sinensis is the source of this 873-nucleotide messenger RNA. NCBI's taxonomy places the organism in Eukaryota, Viridiplantae, Streptophyta, Magnoliopsida, Ericales, Theaceae. The record is from RefSeq and is a predicted model, not a curated record.